GAGCAGAGGCCGCCUCGCAGCCAGAGCCGGGGCCGGGGCCCCCGGGAGGAGCCGAGCGCAGCUCGGAGGAGCAGGAGCACGCCCGCUUGGCGCAGGAGGUGCUGCAGCACGCGCGACAGCGGCGGCUCGGCGCCGCGCUGGAGGCGCUGGAGCGGCGGCCCGCCCUGUGGGGAGCCCGGGACGGCGAAGCCCACAGCCUGCUGCACUGGGGGGCCCUCAUGGGCAAUGUCGACUUCGUCAGGUGCGGGGUCGCCAUGGGCUGCCCCGUGGACGCGCAGGCGCACAACGGGCAGACGCCGCUGAUGUGGGCGGUGCUGAAAGGGCAGCUGCCCGUCGCGCGCGCGCUGCUGGACGCGGGGGCCAACGCGCACAGGACUCCAUGGGCGCGACGCCGCUGA
Messenger RNA from Prorocentrum cordatum, 398 nucleotides. NCBI's taxonomy places the organism in Eukaryota, Dinophyceae, Prorocentrales, Prorocentraceae. The record is from the annotation of a GenBank genome assembly.